Molecule: messenger RNA, 1026 nt
Organism: Mangifera indica (mango)
Lineage: Eukaryota; Viridiplantae; Streptophyta; Magnoliopsida; Sapindales; Anacardiaceae
Product: ras-related protein RABB1c
Exons: 6
Coding region: 116-751 (211 amino acids)
Cellular component (GO): Golgi apparatus
Molecular function (GO): GTP binding; GTPase activity
Source: RefSeq, a predicted model, not a curated record
UAUUUACACAACCCAACUUCUCUUUUCUAUCGGUCUCCUCUUCGUAACGAAAACAAACACGAACUAUUUGACUCCUCUUCGUCUCUUAAUUCUUCUUCACGAAUCCUAACUAGACAUGUCCUACGCUUAUCUCUUCAAGUACAUCAUCAUCGGCGAUACUGGAGUUGGCAAAUCGUGUCUUCUCUUGCAGUUCACUGACAAGCGCUUUCAGCCUGUUCAUGACCUAACCAUUGGUGUUGAAUUUGGGGCCAGAAUGAUCACCAUUGAUAACAAACCUAUUAAGCUCCAAAUUUGGGACACGGCGGGUCAAGAAUCCUUCAGAUCUAUUACCAGGUCUUAUUAUAGAGGGGCUGCUGGUGCUUUACUUGUCUAUGAUAUAACCAGGAGGGAAACUUUUAAUCACUUGGCUAGUUGGCUGGAGGAUGCAAGGCAGCACGCAAAUGCCAACAUGACAAUUAUGCUUAUUGGUAACAAGUGUGAUCUUGCUCAUAGAAGGGCUGUCAGUACAGAGGAAGGUGAGCAAUUCGCCAAGGAGCAUGGAUUGAUCUUCAUGGAAGCCUCUGCAAAAACUGCUCAAAACGUGGAGGAGGCUUUUAUAAAAACUGCUGCAACAAUUUACAAGAAGAUUCAGGAUGGAGUUUUUGAUGUAUCAAAUGAGUCAUAUGGAAUAAAGGUUGGAUACGGAGGAAUCCCUGGGCCAUCAGGAGGGAGAGAUGGGUCUUCUUCUCAAGCUGGAGGAUGUUGCAGUUGAAAGUUGAUACUUGAUUGGAACAUUGUUUAUUUUUCAAUUGUUUUUAACAUAAAUUUUAUAUAUAUAUAUAUAUAUAUAUAUAUAUAUAUGUUUCAACGUGUGAUUUUGUCUGAAUAUUGUGCAGAUUUCAGAAUUAUUGAGAUAUGUGUAAAAUCUUUUUAUUAAUGUUUUGUGGAUUUGAUUGUAAAUUUGAGCAUACUGUUAAUAGGGAGGAACAAUUUAUGAUUUAUGCAUGUGUAUUAUUAAGCUGCAAUAAAAGUAAUUAGUUAUUGAAA